AUGGCGUCGACUCUGGGGUGGGCAGCUAUGGAGCUCCUGAAACGUGAAGCAGAGGAUCCCAACUCCGAUGAGGAACCCGAGGCUGGUCAGAAAGAGAUAUUCGCAUCGUGGUCACUUCUCAUCCUGAUAACACUCCUCAUAAUUGCGCUGUUUACAAGCUAUGUCUUACAGACUAGAAAGAUACAGGCAGUACACGAGACAGUUGUAUCCAUAUUUGCUGGCAUGAUUAUUGGUCUCAUUCUCCGACUAACAGCUGUCAAAUUCGUCCUCGGCGCUGUGAGCUUCGACUACCAGUUCUUCUUCAACCUUUUGCUUCCUCCUAUCAUCCUCGCCUCAGGAUAUGAGCUGCAUCAGGGUAAUUUCUUCCGUAAUAUCGGCUCGAUCCUGACUUUUGCUUUUGCUGGCACAUUCAUUUCUGCCCUUGUUCUGGGUGUGAUACUUUGGCUUUGGACCCGGAUACCUUUCGACGGAUUCUCGAUAUCAUUCGUUGAGGCCAUGUCUGUUGGCGCCACCUUGUCUGCAACAGACCCGGUCACAAUUCUAGCCAUCUUCAACACUUACAAAGUCGAUCCGAAGCUUUAUACAAUCAUCUUCGGGGAGUCGAUACUGAACGACGCCAUAGCAAUUGUGCUUUUUGAAACGGCCCAGAAAUACAAGUCUGGCGACAAUGAAGGGAAGACGCUCAACAUAUUCACUGUGUUUGAAAGCAUUGGAAUCUUCUUGGUAGUAUUCUUUGCUAGCCUCGUGAUUGGACUGUUGGUCGGUAUCGCAACAUCGCUCUUACUAAAGUUCACCCAUGUGAGGCGAUUCCCCAAGACUGAAAGCUGUCUUAUCCUACUCAUUGCAUACGCGUGCUAUUUCUUUUCCAAUGCCAUUCAUAUGUCAGGAAUUGUGUCCUUGCUAUUCUGCGGAAUAUGUUUAAAGCACUACGCGUAUCACAACAUGUCCAGGCGCACCCAGCUCACGACAAAAUUCAUAUUCCAGAUUAUGGCGCAAUUAUCGGAGAACUUCAUCUUCAUCUACCUCGGUCUAUCAUUGUUCACCGAGGACACUCUCGAGUACAAACCUCUCUUCAUAUUGAUCACAGUAUUUGGAAUUUGCGCUGCAAGGUGGUGUGCAGUCUUCCCUCUGUCCGCUUUGAUCAAUGCGGCCAUCCGAUAUCGUGCCCGCCGCCGCAAUCAACCAGCUGAGGAGAUCCCUUGGUCCCAUCAGGCCAUGUUGUUUUGGGCUGGACUUCGUGGAGCUGUAGGCGUGGCUUUAGCUGCUGGACUCAGCGGUCCUAAUGGCUCAGCUUUACGCGCCACAGUAUUGGUUGUGGUUGUUCUGACCGUUAUCAUAUUCGGUGGUACUACCGCUCGAAUGCUCGAGAUUCUAGGCAUCCGGACGGGUAUUGUAGAGGAGAUUGAUUCGGACGAUGAAUUCGACAUCGAGGUCGUCCAAUCAGGCACGUACGUUCGGAAGGCUGGAAACGGUAUUGGUAACGUUCCUCGGGGGUCAAAUGGAUUUGCGCUAUCACAGGUUGGGUCCGGCGGCGACCGACACAUCAGCAGCAGCGGCGCCCAUCGUCCAAAUGGCGCUUCUCGUCGUAAUUCGAGCCGUACUAGUCUUAGAGACGGCGCUGAACAGGGGCUGUUGCAUCCAAGUGACAGCGGUAGCGGCAGCACCGACGACGACGACGCUGACUUGGACUUGCCGCCUUCUGUGCGAAGAUCUCCAAAUCGCAUGGCAUCGCCACUGCACGAUGCCGAAAGCACACCAUACCCAACGUCUGGUAAGACUACAGCCGCUACUAGCGAGCCCUCGAGACUUGCUACUGCAUCUGGAGCCAUUCGUGAUCUUUUCCAUGGUAUCAGCGAAGAUCCUGCGGCUGCUUUCAGACAAAUCGAUGAAGGUUUCAUCAAACCAAAUUUGUUACUGGACCCGAACAAUGGUAAAGGACCAGGGGCCGUCUAA
Messenger RNA from Pseudovirgaria hyperparasitica, 1953 nucleotides. RefSeq names its product sodium/hydrogen exchanger 3. The transcript has 6 exons. Gene Ontology annotation, cellular component: fungal-type vacuole membrane; late endosome; early endosome. Lineage: Eukaryota; Fungi; Ascomycota; Dothideomycetes; Acrospermales; Acrospermaceae. Bases 1 to 1953 code for a protein of 650 amino acids. Gene Ontology annotation, molecular function: sodium:proton antiporter activity. Gene Ontology annotation, biological process: vacuolar acidification; sodium ion transport; proton transmembrane transport. The record is from RefSeq and is a predicted model, not a curated record.